CUCUCUCCCCACUUCAGUCCCCCCCCUCUCGCUCUCGGUAAAAAGCUACAAAAAGGCCACGACAAAGCUUUUUCAUGGGGGUUGUGGAAAUCAUGUCGACUUCUCUCUCACUGUCUUUGUUAUAUCCUCAUCCCACAAGGCCAUAACGUCACUGUGACCCUGAGGUCAAGGAGAAUUUUAUCUUGUUUUCCAAGUUUGAAAGAGAAGUUUUUCUUUUGAUUUUUCUCUCUGUUCCUCUGGGUUGUCAGAAAUUGAAAGUUCCAACUGGUUUUGAGCUGCACAGUCGAGGUGGGUAUUUUUUAUCGUUUGUCUGCAACCGUGAUGUUUCACCCUUUAUGGAGUAUUGAAGUUUCUGGUCCUGUGGACACCCUUUAAUGGGUUUUCAUUUCUUCUGUCAUUCCGCUCUGUGUGUUCUCAGACAUUAAAUUUGGAACUGGAUUUUGGGUAAAAGUGCAAGAGGAAGAGAUGCUUUUCUUCCUUGAAUUGUGGUCGACUUUUACGUGAACUCUGUAGCUUCUGAUUCUGUUCCAACUAAUGGAGUCUUGGAGCUAUGGUUCUGAAGGGAAGGGUUUUGUAUUGUCUGAUGAAGUGAUUUCUCCUACUGACGCUCUUGCAAGAAGUAGAAAAGUGUUCACGGGUUGGGACUUGAAACCCUCCUAUAAUUACGAAAGCACCAUGUUAGCUCAGAGUCGAGCGGCCGUCGAGAACCAGGGAUUCAUGGAAUUGGGUUUCCCUGCAGCCAUCAAGAAGCCACUUCCUGACAACCAAAUUGGCGGGUUUCUGGGAGGUAGGACCAAUAGUGAAAGAGAGCCUUCUCCUUCUUGUGUGGUUACUCCGAAAGCAUUAUUCGGAGAAGAGGAGCCAUGUUCAAGGCUUUCAAGCUCUAUCAUGGAAUCUAAUACCCGGGACUCCUCACUUAUCGAUUUGAAGUUGGGGAGGUUGGCUGACUAUAGAGAUGCACAGAAUGGCGAAUCCUCCAAAGAAAAGCCGAUUCUGUCCACAGUGAGAUCAGCUGUACCUGCAAAAAGAGCUCGCACGACGAGUUUGAAUUCUCAGACUCCCUUUUGCCAAGUUCAUGGUUGUGAAAUGGAUCUCAGUUCCUCAAAGGACUACCACAAGAGGCACAAAGUUUGCGAGGCUCACUCUAAAACUGCCAAAGUUAUCGUGAAUGGAGUUGAACAGAGGUUCUGUCAACAGUGUAGUAGGUUUCAUUUGCUUUCUGAGUUCGAUGACGGUAAACGCAGUUGUCGGAAACGCCUUGCAGGCCACAAUGAACGUCGCAGGAAGCCUCAACUGGGUAGUCAAUCUGGUAAAUGUGGUAGCAGGUUUCUGGGGACUCCAUUAUCAACAAAAUCAUCCUUUAUCUUCCCAGAUAUAUUUCCAAAUGGCAUGCUGCGCCCAGUGAAAUACGAAAACAGUAAUUGGUCUAGGAACAUAAAAUUAGAAGAUGAAGCCGCAUAUAGCCCUCAGUCAGCACUACCCAUCACAGAUGGGAAUUUGCACCAGAAAUCUUUGCUCCCUCCAUAUUGCAUGGAAAAACCAUAUCCUUCCUUGCAUAGCAACAGAAUUGAUACAACACCACGAAGCAUUUUUCAGGAGAAUGGCAGUAGAUAUCCACAUGAUUUUGCAGGCUCAAAUUCAGCCCCAAGAUCAUUGUUUAGGAAUACCUCAUCAGGAAGUGAAGACUUCACUGUUUUUGAUACAGCUUCAACUAUUCAAGGAUUAUCCAGGGUCUCAGACUCUGGUUGUGCUCUCUCUCUUCUGUCAUCUCAAUCACAGAACUCAUCAACUCAUUCAUCAGGAAUUCCCAUGGCUCGUCCUCUGAUUAUCCAAGGAAGCCGUUCUCAAUACAGUGUUGGCCAACUUCCUGAAAAAUUUCUAGGAGUAACCUCACAGGCCUCAACAAUUAUAGCAUCAACCAGGUUUUCUUCUUCUGAGAUGAACUCUCUGGAUGUUGAUCAAAUAGAGCCUGUUUUGGUCUCUGAUCCAAGCAAUGCUGUCAACUUUGAAGUCCGUACAGAUGGAAUUUUCCAAGGACCAGACUUUAUGGUGGCCAAGGAUUCUUUCUCUCAUGGACAUAGUUCUACUGUUGGUCUUCUUCAACUGUCAUCACAGCUUCAACGUGUAGAGCAUCAGAGGCAUUCCCUGCAAGUGAAGCAGGAGAACGAUGUCUUCUGCUGCCUUCCCAUCAAUUGAGAAAUACGACAGCAACAAGAGUGCAGGUUGCUAAAGGAUGUGGCAAUUAAAGGAAUGUUUCGUCUGAUCCUUUGAACUAACAUGGAUGAACUACUCCUAAGCAGACAAGGAGAAACUCUAUCUACCAUUCUACUUUUGCACAUACUGGUAACUGCUCUUCCACCUAUGCUUGAAACACAACCAAGUAGCCAUGCCUUUCCUAAUCUGUGAAUAACAAAAGCUACUUUUGGCUUUGGGACUUUGAUCAAUGUGUACAAUCUCAUCAAUUUCUCAAAAACUAAUUCUUUCAGUUCUCCAGAA
Molecule: messenger RNA, 2496 nt
Organism: Nelumbo nucifera (sacred lotus)
Lineage: Eukaryota; Viridiplantae; Streptophyta; Magnoliopsida; Proteales; Nelumbonaceae
Product: squamosa promoter-binding-like protein 6
Cellular component (GO): nucleus
Molecular function (GO): DNA binding
Source: RefSeq, a predicted model, not a curated record